UAAUUAAAGGAUCACUGUGGAGGAUUUAGCCACCCUUAAACUUGAAGGGAGUCAUGCCUUCCUAGUUCCUUCUUUCUAGUCCGUUCCCCCCAAUUUCUAUACUUCUUCUUCCUCCUCUUAUCUCCUCCUCUCAACUUACUGAAGUAUUGAAGUACUCGCGUUUCAAUUCUCAUUCCAUGGCGAACAAGCUCUGCAAUCAGGAUAUUUUGGAGCAGCUGAGAAAUGGUACAGCAAAAUUUGAGCUUGUAUCUUCGCCACUUCCUUCACUUGCUGCUGCUGCUGCUCCUAAAUCCAGUAACAUCACAAGCUUAUUUGGAAUCGGAAAUUGUAGCACUAGCACUCUUUUUUUCGCUAGAAUUUCCUCAUCACUUGGUGGACAGUCUCCAGCUAUGAAGAAGCUAGAGCAGUUUUCGGUUCAGAAGGUCACAGGGGAUGGAAGGUGUAUGUUUCGUGCACUGGUCAAAGGAAUGGCUUACAAUAAGGGAGUCUCUCUUAACCAACGCAAAGAGAGAGAAGAUGCAGAUGAACUAAGAAUGGCUGUGAAAGAAGUUAUAUGUGAUAAUAAUGGAGAACGUAAAUUAUAUGAAGAAGCUCUCAUUGCCAUCACAGUUGAUGAGUCUCUACCACGUUACUGCCAACGAAUUGCGCGAUCUGAUUUUUGGGGAGGAGAGUCGGAGCUGCUGGUACUGUCAAAGUUAUGUAAGCAGCCAAUUAUUGUUUACAUACCAGAGCAUGAGCAUAGAGGGAGUGGUUGGGGAUCUGGUUUCAUUCCCAUUGCGGAGUAUGGAAGUGAGUUCAUAAAGGGUGCUAGAAACAGGAAUCCCAAGAAACCUGUGAGGCUAUUGUACAGUGGUAAGAACCAUUAUGAUCUUUUGCUAUGAGGAACUGCUUGAUGAUGGAUGAGGAGACAAGGAAAGGAAAGAAAGAAAAUGAGAGGCAAUUUCAAAUGCCAUUUUUGCUUUGUUGAUAUUCAGAUGUUAUAAUUUGUUUUUGAUAUUUAACCUACUUGUAACAAGUAAACAACAAUUGUGAACCUUUUGAUGUAUUCUUCUUUUCCUAGUUGACAAUGUGACAAUGUGUCAUUUAUUUUAUUCUUCCUUCAACAACAAACAAUGACAUCAA
Messenger RNA from Arachis ipaensis, 1122 nucleotides. Its product is annotated as Cysteine proteinases superfamily protein. Gene Ontology annotation, biological process: endoplasmic reticulum unfolded protein response; ERAD pathway; protein deubiquitination. NCBI's taxonomy places the organism in Eukaryota, Viridiplantae, Streptophyta, Magnoliopsida, Fabales, Fabaceae. Gene Ontology annotation, molecular function: cysteine-type deubiquitinase activity. Gene Ontology annotation, cellular component: nucleus; cytosol. The record is from RefSeq and is a predicted model, not a curated record.